Volvox carteri f. nagariensis is the source of this 4011-nucleotide messenger RNA. RefSeq lists its product as uncharacterized. Gene Ontology annotation, molecular function: double-strand/single-strand DNA junction binding; Y-form DNA binding; damaged DNA binding. The record is from RefSeq and is a predicted model, not a curated record. Gene Ontology annotation, cellular component: site of double-strand break. NCBI's taxonomy places the organism in Eukaryota, Viridiplantae, Chlorophyta, Chlorophyceae, Chlamydomonadales, Volvocaceae. The coding region runs from base 1 to 4011 and encodes 1336 amino acids. The transcript has 15 exons. Gene Ontology annotation, biological process: DNA double-strand break processing involved in repair via single-strand annealing; double-strand break repair via homologous recombination.
AUGGCGCUCCCCGAAGUCCAUGCCGUGGCAAUCGAGGCCCAGUAUGCAGCGCAAGCUGCGGCUGAGGUUCUUGGGCGUCUGACGGCCGCUCUUGGAACCAGCUCUCAGCUCAUGGGUGCGUGGCUUCAAGAGCGUGACGCCCUUUAUGCACGCCAACGGCAGUUGGAGCAACAGCUGGAGACCAUCCAGCUGCAAGCAACGCAGGAAAGGGAGCAGCUCGCGUUCCAGCGUGCGUCAGGCAGCUCGAAGCGAAACUCAAGGAGUUGCACAGAGGAGGUCCUCGCACGGGGAAUCUCUCACCACCACGACAGUCACGAGGGAAGGGGCACCAGCACACGUGACCACCACGACAGUCACGAGGGAAGGGGCACCAGCACACGUGACCACCACGGCGUUCAUCUUCGUGCCGAGCAGCAGCUGCUGGCGGGUAGAGAUGGCCCCGCGACAACAACGACCCCUGAAAACAAUAACAACAAUAACAACAACAGCAAGAGAAAUACCACCACUACCACCACCAUCACCACUAGCACCACUAGCACCCGAUCAGACGGCACCACCACACCACGCAGCGCGUCCUCGGACGUGUCUUUGCCGCCCAGCCAGCCCCGAAACCGCCUAGCGUAUCACGACAGAGUGCCAGAGACCCUUUUCUUCACGAACCUCUGGCAGGAGGAUUUGUUCGGGGGGGCAGGCCCUUCCUCGGCUGCGGUUGCACAGCUGUUCACAACACGUAAAAAGGACACCCCCCGACUUCCUAACAGACACUUCCCCGCACCUCCGCCGGAUCGCGCCUCCCUCCUGCCCUGUUGGAAUGAGAAUGAGAAUGAGGAUGAGGAUGAGGAUGAGGAUGAGAAUGAGGAUGAGGAUGAGAAUGAGGAUGAGGAUGAGAAUGAGGAUGAGGAUGAGGAUGAGAAUGAGGAUGAGGAUGAGAAUGAGAAUGAGGAUGAGAAUGAGGAUGAGGAUGGGCCUCUCCCAAGUCCGGGGGCAGCGGCGGGCCGCAGAGAUGCUGCAGUCGGGGGCAAAACUGGAGAGGAGGGCGAUGUCACGCAGCCGCCGCGGCUGCCGUCACCGCGGGCCCCUGCCUUCUCAACCGCGGAGGAGAGGAAGCUCUUGGAUGGGGCGGCGGCGGCGGCGGCGGCGGAGCCUGCCGUCGACGCUGCUGCUGCUGCAGCGGCGGCAGCAUGGGCUUCCCGCGAGCAGGAGCUCACGCAGGAUCAUGCGGUGCAGCUGGAAGCCGCGUGGUCGGAGCCAACGCAUUUGCACUCCCGGCACCCAAACCAUAUGGGCAGUGGAACCCCCGGAUGUAGGCCCCAGACGCCCUGCCGGAAUAAGGCCCUGCAAGCCGACCUUCAGCGCCUGAUGACGUAUCGCCGUACCGCCCAGGAGCUUCGAGCUAGUAACCAGUCGCCGCCGACGGAGCCCGGCGCUCCCGGAGGGGGCGGAAGGGGAGGAGGAGGAGGAGGGGCGUCCGGGCUCUGUCUAAAUGCUGGCGGCGGCGAUGGCAAUGGCAGCUUCGGAGCUCCUUUGCGACGACGGCGGGGAGGACCGGAAGACGGCGGCGCUGGUGGCGCAGGCCCGCCGUCGUCGGCGCUGUACCGAGGGCCCGCGGCGGCGCACCUCCCGUCGUCGACCCGUUGCUCUGGCGGAGGCGAGCCGGCGGAUGCAGCGGCGGCGGCGGCGGAGUGUACGGGGAGAUGUACGACAGCCCUUGAGUUGGGGUGUAACCCUUCAGCUGGUGCGAUUCCUGGCACGAAACAACGGCUGCCGGAUUGUGGGACCGAGGCGGUGGCGGUGGCGGCGCCAGCGCCAGCGGCACUGACCAGCAGGGUUGAAGAUGGCAUGCAAGCCGCUGAUCGGGGGAUUCCGGAUGGUGCGGCGGGGGGUGACGGCGGCAGCGGCGACGGCGAUGACGACGUGGAUAUGACGCAGGAGCCGUCAGAGGGUGAACGGUGCGGGAGAGGGGGUGAGGACACGUGGCGUGGGUACGGCGGUGACGGCGACGGCGGUGACCGCGGGGGUCAAGAUGGCUUCGGCGGCGUUAAGUGCGGGGAGCAGUCAGGUGGCGGCGGCGGCGGCGGCGGCGGCGAGGGUGGUGGCGCACUGGAGCCUGCGCAGGCUCCCGGCGAGGUGCAACGGCGGCGACCAGCAGCAGCUGCAGCGGCGCGACAGCAGCAGACGCAAAGGUACCGGCUGCCGUUAGGAUGGCAGCAACUACAGCAAGAAGAAGAAAAACAACAACAACAACACGAUCUUGACAACCCGGAGAUGUGUAUUAACGCUGCUGCUGAUGAUGAUAAUGAUCAUGAUGAUGGUGGUGAUGAUGAUGGCGGCGGCGGCGAUGGCAGCGGUGGUCGCGGCAAGGGUGAUGGCGGGCUGCCGCCACUCGCACCGGAUCUGGGCGAACAGCGGCAGGGGCCCCGGCAGCUGGGCACACGGGGAGGGCAGCUCGCGGCGGAGGGUGUUGGCCGUGGCGGCGACAUCGGCGGUGGGGUUACUGGUCACAUUGCCGUACUCGCCGUGGACGAAUGCGCGGGUAGGGGGGUCAGCUCCACGGCGGCCCGAUGGGCGGCAGCUGGUGCUGCUUGCGCCGGCCGACCCGCGGGUCGCAUGGCGGACGCCGCGGCUGGUGGCGGUAGUGGUGGUGGUGGAGGGUGGCUGAACAAGCGGCGUAGCCGGUCUUGGGACGCGCUAGAAGCUCAUGGAGUCGCGGGUCUGUUUGGUGGUGAUGGUGUUGGUAAUGGUGGAGGUGGGGGUGGGGGUGGAGGUGGUACGGGAGGGCCGGGGGGUGAAGCAGGGGCGCCUCAUGGGGGUGAGAAGCGGCUGCUCGGCCGCCGUUAUGUGCAGCAGCAGCUGCCCUUCACCAUGCAGAAGCCGAAACCCGAUUCAGGAUCAGCGGCGGCGGCGGCGAAAUCGCAGCAGCUGCAGCAGCCUGUACGGCGUCCUCGUCUUCAGCCCAGCCAACCAUGGCAUCAGGCCGCUGACGGCGCCGCCCAUCACGACCCAAGCGGCUUUGUUGAUCUAUCGGCGGCCGCACCAGCGCCGUACGACAAUGAUGGCGGUGAGGGCAGCGGCGGCGGCGGCGGCAGGGCUGCCUGUAUGAACCUCAGUCCGGGGGCCCCCAGCAGCACCGGGGGGUAUACGCCAGGGCCGCCGCCGCUGAAGCGCAGGACAAAGCCAGAAGGACCGUCGUCCACGGGGCCUGGCGCCGCCGCCGCCGCCGCCGCGGUGAUCCCAAUCGCUCGCGGCGGCGACAUGACUGGAGGCACCAUCGCGCCGCCGCCGCCGCAGCCGCCGCUGCAGCCGCAGCGCCUGGCGGCUAGGACAAGUGACGCGGAUAAGCGGCCGCCUAAGGCGCUGCCGCCACCACCGCCGCCACCGCGGCCGCUGCCUAACCCCCCUGGAGUGGUGGGUGUGGUCCCAGCACUUCCCCUGGAUGCAGCCGCCGCCAAGGCCGCCUGCCGGCCAGCCGCCGCCGCGGCGGCGGCUGGGGCCGCUGCUCCUGCUCCUGUCGCAGCCAACAAUGCCGUCGCCAGUGCCGUAGCUGGUGGCAAGGGCGGUAACAACGGCGUUGACGGCGGUAGCGGUGGUGGUGUAGGUGGUGGUGGUGGUGGGAGGGAGGGUCCAGCUGGCUACAAGUACAGCGCAGUGGUUCGCGGGCGAGCGGAGCGGGACGCUCUGCAGGCUGUGGAGUGUGCGGGGUGCAGGGCCUUUUACGAGGCGGUGGCGACGUGGGGGGGCUCGGUGGAGCCGUGCUGCUGUACACAUGCGCGGGGGGGGCGGACGGCGGCCGCCCCGGACGGGGCCCCGCGGGCCCAGGCGGCAGCGGCGGCGGCGGCGGCGGCGGCCAUGCAAACCGCGGCCCAGCCGCAGCAGCCGGCGGCCGCCGCCGGGGCUCCUCGGGCCCUAGCCGCGGCGUUACGUCAGGCGGGAGGACGUCAUCGGUUCAAGUUCGCACCCCCUGCUACCCCCGAUGGCUUCUGGGACAUCGGCUUCGGCGACACCCAAGACUGA